AUUGUUUUUGGAAUAAAUUCAGCUUUAUUCAGCUCGUAUUGCGUCGUUGCACGACACCUCGUGUCUCGUGUGUGGUGUCGUGCUCAGAAAAUGUUGAGGUUAGGUUCAGUUUUUGUUAUUGUAGGUUAGGCCUAGUGUUUUUAAAAUAGUUAUUGCAGUUACUUUUCAACUGAAGGAAAUUUAGUUAUGGAGUCUACACAAAUUGCCGAUAAUUUGGAAACCAAAACUGAAGCUGACGUCAUUCCAGAGAACGAUGCCAAGACGGGUGAUGAAGAAAAAAAGACUGAAAUUGUAGAUCCCUAUGCUUACCUCAAAAGACAGGAUUUCACCUCAGAGAAAUUUAAGAUUGAGAUCAGAGGUUUGCCAAAGUUCUACGGAAUCGGCGAACUAAAGAAGCUUCUCAAUGUGAAACUGAAGUUGGGAUCCAACAAGAUAAAGCCGCCGAAAAGGGGCAGUCAUUGGGUGUAUGUGUGCUUCAGAUCAGAAGAAGACAGAGAAGAAGCAUUGAAGGCAAUCGAUGGAUUCACAUGGAAGAAUAAGACUUUGUCAGCUGAGAAUGCAAAUGCAGCACCUGACCCACUGGUAAAAAGGAGAAUUGCCAACAACCAACAAGAUGACAAUACCGCCAAAAGGUGUAAAUUAGAAGACGUGAGAACGCAAGAAGAAAUAAUAAAGAGCAAUGCUACACCUUUAUGUGACGUGCCUUAUGAAGAGCAACUGAAAAUGAAACAGCAGAAAGCUAGAAAACUUCUGGAGCGUUUUGGAAACGAGCUAGCUACAGCUAACCGCUCAUUGAAACCGUGGCUGGAUAGUCAAAAGGCCAAAUUUGACGGUCUUCCUUGUCAAUUACUCGAUAUCGUUUCUGUCAAAGACCAUUGCGAUGGAUACAGGAAUAAAUGCGAAUUCACAAUAGGUAUCAAUCAAGAGACUAAGGAGAAAGCGAUUGGCUUCAGAUUGGGGAGCUAUGUUUUGGGGAAUACUGGAGUGGGGCCUAUUCAAAAUUUGAAAAACAUACCGCCCAGGAUGAAGGAGGCUGUGUCUGUGUUUGAGAAGUUUGUCAGAUCGUCAGAACUAGACGUGUUUGACCCGGAAACUCAGAGCGGUCACUGGAAACAGCUGACGGCCCGCUAUGGAUUUGUCACCGAUCAGCUGAUGCUGAUAGUGGGUGUCAAUCCACAAAUCGGCAGUCCACAACAGCUGACUGAGCAACAGCUGGAAGACGUCAAACAGAAAUUGCGCGACUUUUUCACCGACGGCGAGGGAAAGUGCAUCAAAGUGACUUCUCUCUACUUCCAGAUCAUCAGGAAAAAACAAGCGGGAGAGAUCCUUCCGUCUCCAGAACAUAUACUGGGCGAAAAGUACAUUGUCGAAGUACUCUCUGGAUUGAAAUUUAAAAUCUCGCCGGAGUCGUUUUUCCAAAUCAACACAAAGACUGCCGAACUGCUCUAUGACAAUGUUGGAAAUCUGGCAGACCUGAAUGGUGAGACUACGCUGCUGGACAUCUGCUGUGGUACUGGCACUAUUGGCCUUUCUCUUGCUUCUAAAUGUGGCCAAGUUUUAGGCUUGGAACUGAUCGAAGAGGCUGUGAAGUAUGCGAAAGAAAAUGCCGAAGAGAAUAAAAUCACAAAUUGUGAAUUUUUCUGUGGCAAAGCCGAGGAGAUCAUUACGUCGGUGGCGUGUAAAGCGGUUCAUAAGAAAGUGGUAGCCGUGGUUGAUCCUCCCAGAGCUGGCUUACAUCAGAAAGCCGUCAUCCUACUCCGUCGCUUGCAGAACAUUGAGAAGAUGGUGUUCCUAGCGUGCGACGCCAAGGCUGCUCUCAAGAACUUCGUCGACCUGGGAAGACCGGCCUCGAAAACACUGACCGGCGACCCCUAUGUUCCCAUAGCUGCCGUUGCUGUGGACCUGUUCCCGCACACCAAUCACUGUGAACUAGUGCUCUGUUUCCAGCGAAUGGAUCCAGGUCAACUCUCUAGCAAUGACAAUAAAUAGCGAAUUGGUUACAUUAAGAGCCUGUUCACAUGACAGCGAUUUACGCUCGGUUAUCGCGCGGUUGACCAACCGAGCGGUUGCCAGGUAUAGGGAAACACAAAUGCAACGCUCGGUUUUAGUAGUCGCCGGCGAAUCGCGGCGGUUGUAGUUUCCAGUCCAACCGAUCGGUUGUCGGGCGGUUCGAUAUACUAGAGCAGGUAUGAGAGCGUACACAUGUCUUCCAGUCAACCGAGCGGUUGCGAGCAGAGCAGUUCACAUAGUGCACAUUCUAUUACAAUCUAGUUCAAUAAAAAAUUAUUCUAUUAUAAUUUUCAGUUCAGUUAGUUAGUAAAAUAAGUUUACGUUAGUUUGUAGAGGAUCAUAUUUCAUAGUAGGGUAAACUAGCCCACGUUGGGACACCAAAAUUCAAACAUCUAUAACUUGGACAAAAAUAAAAUAAAUCUUCAUUUUUUAAUUUUAUAUUAAUUGUAUUUGCUUACACUUUCAUGGCAACUGCAUUGAUUGUCAAUUGAUUUUUUUUAUUGCAAAAACAAUUUUUUGGGAGUGUCCCAACCUGGGCUUAAGAUCGGCCCACGUUGGGACAUCCCUUGCCUAGGUUGGACAUUGAAUUAAAAAUAAGCAAUUUGUUAUUAUAGGUACAUGAUAAGUCAUUUUUAGUUAAUUGAAUAGCUUUCUCAAAAAUUGAUAUUUUCAGAAAAUUUUUGUUUUAUUCAAUCAACAAUACCAUUAAGAAUUAAUCUUCCAAAUCUCAUGGAUUUAUUUCUUACCGUAUUUGAAAUUUACUCAAAAAGUAAUGAUCGGAAAAAACAUUUCUGAGAAAACUUUUCCAUUUUGAUAGCUUGAUGAUAAUACAAAUCGAAAAACUUUGAAAAAUAUCACCAGUAGAAAGUUUAAUUUCAGCCUUUGCACAGUCUUAACCGAGGGCAAACCGCUCAUGAAUCGCUGUCAUGUGUACGAGGCUGGCAAAUCGAGCGAUUUGCCAACCGCGCAACAACCGAGCGUAAAUCGCUGUCAUGUGAACAAGCUCUAAUGACCAAAAGCGACGACCUGUACAACUAUAUCGAUGGACAAUAAAUAGAGUUUUUUAGUAUUCAACAAUAUAACAAUUUUUUAGUA
Molecule: messenger RNA, 3105 nt
Organism: Nilaparvata lugens (brown planthopper)
Lineage: Eukaryota; Metazoa; Arthropoda; Insecta; Hemiptera; Delphacidae
Product: tRNA (uracil-5-)-methyltransferase homolog A
Exons: 9
Coding region: 187-1989 (600 amino acids)
Biological process (GO): RNA processing
Molecular function (GO): RNA methyltransferase activity; nucleic acid binding
Source: RefSeq, a predicted model, not a curated record